Messenger RNA from Phasianus colchicus (ring-necked pheasant), 1250 nucleotides. RefSeq names its product abhydrolase domain containing 14A (gene ABHD14A). Gene Ontology annotation, cellular component: cytoplasm. NCBI's taxonomy places the organism in Eukaryota, Metazoa, Chordata, Aves, Galliformes, Phasianidae. The record is from RefSeq and is a predicted model, not a curated record.
AUGCCCCGCGGCCGCCCGGCGCUGCUGGCCCUGGGCGCCGUGCUGGUCUGCGUCCUGCUCCUGCUGCUGCCCGCCGCCCGCCGCCAUGCCCCGGCCCGACGCCCGGCCAACGCCACGGUGCGGGCGGGAGUGGCGCCGGGCGACCCCGCCGUCGCCUACAGGGAGGCCGCCGUGCCGCGGCUCCCGGCGUCCAGCAGGCCCGACGUGCUGCUGCUGCACGGCCAGGCUUUCACCUCCGGCACGUGGCAGGCCCUGGGCACGCUGGCGCUGCUCGCCGCCGAAGGACACCGCGCCGUCGCCAUCGAUCUGCCCGGCUAUGGGGAUUCGCCCCCCGCGGGGUCGGUGCUCACGCAGCGGGGUCGGGCGGCCCUCCUGCAGCGUGUUGUGCAGCAGCUGCACCUGCAGAGACCGGUCCUCGUCAGCCCGUCCAUGAGCGGCCGCUUUGCUCUGCCCUUCCUCCUGGCACACGGCGAGCAGCUGGCCGGCUUCGUGCCCAUCGCACCUGUGGGCACGCGGGAAUACAGCGCCAUGCAGUACCGACAGGUCCAGACGCCCACUCUGAUCCUGUACGGUGACCGUGACACUGGCCUGGGUCAGCAGGCCCUGCAGAGCCUCCGGCAUCUCCCCAAGCACCGCGUGGUUGUGCUGCCCGGCACUGGCCACGCCUGCUACAUGGACAAGCCAGAGGACUUCCACCGGGCCCUGCUGGGCUUCCUGGGCCAGCUGCAAUGAUCUGGGUGCUGCUGCACUGAGCAGAGGGCAGCGGGGCCGUGGCUUUGUCCCUGUGCCUCGCUGGGUGGUGGGGAGGCGGUGUGAAGCUGGGGGUGAUUCACCAGCACUGCCCUCCUGCAGCAUCACCUCUCCCUCCUGUGGUUGGGACCGGAGGUUCCAUGCUCAGAACCGUGGAAUAUCCCAAGUUGGAAGAGGUGCACAGGGAUCACCAGUCCAAGUGCUGGCUCCGCACAGAACCACACAAACACUGAGAGUGAUGUACAAACGCUCUCUGAGCUCCAGCAGUUUGGAGUUGUGCCCACUGCCUUGAGGGGACGGGGCUGUUCUGUGCCCACCCACCGCCCCCUGGUCUCUUCUCUGAAUUUCAGGAUGAUGUUCUGUCAGGGCAACCCCCGGUGCCAGAGCUCUGGGCACGGUGCUGCGAUGCUGGCGGGGCAGGGUGGGGGGGGGCCGCGAGCUGGAAGGAAGGAGCUGCGAGCCGCCUGUCCCGAGGCCAAUAAACACGUCGUGCUCCGGUC